AUGGCUUGUUUUUCCGAAGAAAUUGCCUCAGCUAUUUUGAAACCAUGCCUAAAACUAAUUUGGAAGACCUGCUAUGAAGAGAUAGAGCAAAAUCUGAUCAAUCCCAUUUGCAGAUUUGGUACAGCAACCGCAGAGCUGGAGGCUAUUCUCUCCGAUGUUGAAGGAAUGGUGAGAGAGGCGGAGGACGUGCAGCUCCAGAACAUUCUCGAAUACCUGGAGUCUCCAAGAAAUACACGUGUGAUGAGGGAUUGGUUUCCGAAGCUCAAACGAUUCUACUACGACGUGGAUGAUUUGGUCGAUAUGUGGAGAACUGCCAAUCUCAUGUCACAGAUUGAGAAUGAAGCCGCUUCGAACAGGGUGUGCUGCCUUACUCCCUGCUCUACGUUUCACCGUCUCAGUCUACAUCGACAAAUCAUUUUUGCUAUGAAAGGCCUCGAUGGGAACUUUCAGACAUUUAUGUCGGGUGCAGAUACAAGGGCGCCCAAUUUAGACUCAAUUAGAGAAUCCAUUGAGCGUUUGAAGCCAACUACAUCCUCCUUGGAUGCCACUGCUGUGUAUGGUCGAGACGACGAGAAGAAAAUUUUGAUAAGGACGUUGACUCAAAAUGGAAAUCGUGUCGAUACAACAAUUUCUAUUUGGGGAAUGGGUGGAGUGGGCAAAACUACUCUUGCCCGUGAUGUAUUCAUCGACAGGAGUGUUACAGAGUAUUUUAAUGAGAAGAUUUGGGUUUCUGCUACGUACAGAUUUGACUUGAGUGCAACAUUAAGAGCUAUUAUGGAAGCUCUACGACAAGAAGCUGAUUUUUUUGAACAAGAAAAUUCACGAAAUGCAUUUAUCAGAAACGUAGGUGGAAAAAGAUUGCUUCUUGUUUUAGAUGAUCUACGCCUACGGAGCAGUGAUUUGAGCCAAUGGAAUCAACUAAAAAGAACUUUUAUGAAUAGCAACCCAUCAAGUAGAAUUUUGGUGACAACGCAAAAUUACGAGGUGGCUCAAAUGGUUGGAGCAGGCAACGAUAGCAUGAUUCACCUUGAGUUGCUGUCUGAAAUUGACUGUUGGUCCAUAAUAAAUCCGGUUGCCUCUGAAAUUCACGGCGAAUUAAGAGACAUUCGUACAGAAUUCAAUCGCAAAUGCAACGGUUUGCCUCUUGUUGCAAGCAUUUUGGAGAACAGGUUGCGCGGCCAAACAACUACACAAGAAUGGGAGAGAGUUUUGCAAAGUGAAAUAGGCGGUCUUGACCAGACAAAAGCGUUUGUCCCAUUUUUGCUCAACUAUUAUGGUUUGACUCGUCCUCAAAAGCUUUGUUUCUCUUAUUGUUCAAUUUUUCCGAGAAGCUACGAGAUUGAAAGUGAAGAUUUAGUGGAGCUGUGGAUGUCGCAAGGUUAUUUCAACAAUGCUGCUGAGGAAGAAGGGGUCAAUUGUUUUAAUGAUCUAGCAAAGCGAUGUCUGUUUCAAUAUUGUACAAGAGAUUACGUUGGAAACAACAUAAAGUGCAAGAUGCAUGUGUUGGUGUAUGAGUUUGUACAAUUCCUCACAAACCAUGAACGUGUUAAGCGAAAUAGCACUUUGUUUUUGGAAACAUCGGAUACCGUACUUCCGAGAUCAUUGAAGAGGAGAAAGAAAUUGCGGACACUCUUUGCUGUGCGAAGAAUAGAUCAAACAAAUCCUCCUGCUCCGCCUAAUCUUCUGAAUUGUGAUGUAUUGGUAAAGCUUACCUGUCUUAGGACAUUAAACUUGAGCCACUGCAACAUUGAGAAACUACCAGAGAAGCUUGGAAACUUGGUGCAUCUCCGAUAUCUCAAUUUAUCUGGUAAUCCUUUGAGAUCAUUACCCAAUGCACUGUGCUAUUUGCUUAAUUUGCAAACUUUGCGACUGAAAGGAUGCAUUAAUCUAGAAAUGCUACCAGAAAAGAUAGGAAAACUGGCCUCAAACUUCCGUCAUUUGUAUAUUGAAGGUUGCCAGAGGUUGAUGACAUUGCCCAAAGAGAUUAGGAAACUAACACGCCUUCGGACGCUGGAUGUUUUCGUUGUACCUUCUCCUGAGAAUGUACAAAACUACGAGGUAUUGAUGCUUGAGGAUUUGAACCAGUUAACAAGUAUUCAAGGGAGUAUUCAUAUAUAUCGGUGCGGGAACCUUGAAAAUGCAACUGAUCUUCCUCAGACGAUCGAAUCUCCACACCCAUUAAGAGAUAUGGACUUUGUCAGUUUGAAGUUAAAUUUUGAAGACAGCAAAAUCGGGAGAAUUGGAGACCACACCGAUAUACUCAAUUCCUUGCAACCACAUGUACGGUUGAUGUCUUUAGAGAUAAGAGGGUGCAAAGGCUUCCAGUACCCGGAUUGGAUAAACUUGCUGACUUGUUUGACAAGUGUUGUACUAUAUGGCUGCGAAAAUUGGAAUACAUUGCCUCCGUUGGGGGAUUUACGAUCACUUGUGUCACUUAGAAUAGAUAACAUGACUGGAGUGGAAAAUGUGGAUCUUUGGUUCUUGGGAAUGGCGAAUAACAGGGGAGAGAUAUCAUUUCCAAUAUUGUGUAAACCUAACAGAAUUGCCAGGGUUCCUCCGAAGACUGACCCAACUGCAGCAUUUAACCAUCAACCGUUGUACGAUUGUCAGCCAACGUUGCCUUGA
Messenger RNA from Humulus lupulus (European hop), 2625 nucleotides. RefSeq names its product disease resistance protein RGA2-like. The transcript has 2 exons. Gene Ontology annotation, biological process: defense response to other organism. The coding region runs from base 1 to 2625 and encodes 874 amino acids. Gene Ontology annotation, molecular function: protein binding; ADP binding. The record is from RefSeq and is a predicted model, not a curated record. Lineage: Eukaryota; Viridiplantae; Streptophyta; Magnoliopsida; Rosales; Cannabaceae.